AGCCUGCAGACCCUGGCGCACGCCUUCGAGCUGCAGGCGGAGAUGAUGGAGGAGGACCUGCGGCGGGACGUGCCGUGGGCACCUGCGGCCAGCAGGCUCGGCGGAGCAGGUGGAAGAGGAGAAGGAGGAGACGGACGGAGAGGAGGAGAAGAAGGAAGGAGAACAGGAGAAGGAGGAGAAGGAGGAGGAGCAGGCGGAGCUCUCGGGCGGGCGGCGGGAACUGCCCCUGCGUGAGGGGCGGGGCGGAGCCGCCAUUGCGGAGCGCGGCCUGGGCGGCCUCGGGAGCGUAUUGCUGGGCCAAGUGGAAAAAUCGUGUGAGGAGACAGAUGACCCCCACAGUUUCAAGUCAUACAAAAAGGCCCUGAUGUUGUCCUAGUGCUGUUCCUCUACCUCACGUCAGUAUGUCGAAGAAAUCCACGGCCCCGCUUUCCUUGUCCGACUGCCUCUGCCAGAUUUGCAUGGAGAUCUUUGUGGAGCCUGUCACGCUGCCGUGCAGCCAUACCCUCUGCAAUUCCUGCUUCCAGAUGACAGUGGAAAAGGCCAGCCUUUCUUGCCCCUUUUGUAGGCGUCGAGUCUCUUCCUGGGCACGGUACAAUACCCGCAGAAAUACUCUUAUCAACUGGGAGCUCUGGGAGAAGAUUCAGAAGAAUUACCCGGAGGAGUGCGAGCGCAGGAUGAACGGACAGGAUUUGGAUGAGGAAAUCUGUGUCCCCAAGCCGCAGCACCAGCUGAGCAAGCCUGGGGAGCUGAGGCAGGAAUAUGAAGCAGAGAUAAGUAAGGUGGAGGCAGAAAGGCGAGCGCACGAGCAGGAGGAGAACAAGGCGAGUGAGGAGUACAUCCAGCGGCUGCUGGCAGAGGAGGAGGAGGAGCAGAGGCUGGCAGAAGAGAGACGGAAGGAGAUGGAGAAGCAGCUGAAGCAAGAUGAAGAGCUGGCCUGGCAGCUCAGUAACAGUCUGAAUGAGGAUCCCGAGGAACACGUGCCUGGCAGCCCAUCACCAGCACACAGCCUCUCCCGUCAGACAUCCCCACUGAACCUGAGCAAGGCAAAGAGCAAACCAAGCAACUCUGGAGACAUUCAGAAGUAUCUGUCUCCAAAAAAUUAUGGUAUGUUGGGAUCAGCAUCGUUCUGCAGUGCCACAGGAAGAGGCAGGAGCAACUCUAUCUCUGGGGAGACCAACAGCAAUGAAGGCAGCAGUUCUGCAGUGCAGGAUGAGCAAGAGGAAAUGCCAACCCUGUCUCCACAGCUGACCAGUGUAAACAAAGAUUCUGGAGCUAAGGAUUCAUUUUUGGAAUCAUGCCUGAACUAUUUCAGUGCCUCAGCUUCAGGUGAAACUGUCACUACUGUCAAGCAGGAAAAAACACCAGGACCAAAUGGUUUAGGAGAUGGAAUUCCAGAUGCACUUCAUGGAACCACAGAAGGGGAAGGGUCUAGGACAGUUCUUCUUAGAUCCAAAGGAGAUGAUGAUGGAAUUGAGUCAGACAGUGGCAAUUUGACACAUGUCCAAAGGGUAAACCUUGAAAAGUCUGAUGAAACUUCUACCUCUGGUAUAAAUUGUGUGAUGUCUGACAGCCAGACCACGUUAGGUGGUCUGGGGAAGGAGGCUGGACACUCAAAUGAAGAGAUGCCAGAGAGGCCACAGAACUCUAAGGAGACUCCCAAAAGGAAGCUAGUGGAGGCCCCAGCUGGUGCCAUGAUUGACUUGGACAUGCUUGAUAAGAGGAGAAGAACCUUUUCAGAAAGUGUAGAAGAGCAAGGAGAGCAGAUGAAUGAUUUUAACUUGCAGACACAAAGAGCCUUUGAGCAGGAGUUCUAUGAAAGGCGUAGGCAGGAGGAGCAGGACAGGCUCUUGGCUCUGCAGCUGCAGAAGGAGCUGGACAAGGAGGAAAGGACACUGAACCGACAGAAGGGUUCUCCAGACGAGUAUCUGCUCCGCACCAAACCACCCCGCUCUGGGAAAGACUCUUCUGCCAGGAAGGGAAACUCCAAGGCAAAAGACUCAAAGGGAUCAAAGACACAGGCUGAAACCAAUCACCACAAGUCUCGGAAAGGUUCCUGCAAUGAAAACUGGCAGUCCCCUGCCAGGGUCCGGGUGAAAUCCCCCAGCAUCAAGGAAGGAAAGGUUUUGAAUUGUGUGGUUAAUACCAGUGACACAAAUGAUAUUUGUUCACUGCCUAAGAACAAGCAAAAGACAAUCCUGCAGAUGUUUAAAAGCCCUGUUGCAGAGUAGAUCAGAGCCAUGGACAUGUGGUGGAAUAGGAAUGGGAACUGUGGUGAUGUUCUUCUGUGCUAGGCAAAGCUUCCCUAAGCAGUUUUGAGUGGUUGCUUUGGAAGGGAACCACUCUGGGCAGCAGUGCUGUGAGUUCUGAGAUGUUCUAGUAACAUAUACCCCCAGAAUGUAACAUUUUAAAAUUGUUCUUUUCUUGAUUAUUAUUUUCUAGCACUUGCAGCACUUCUUGCAGGAAUCAGAGCAUUUCUUAUUUUCUAACUUGCAUUUACAUGGUUUGGAGUGUGAAUACUGGUAGUGUUGAAAAACAAGGAUAACUGAUGGUCUGAUUUGAAACCUUUAAUGGAAAAGAUGCACAUUCCAUGGAGGAAACAAAUGAAAAACGAGCCUGUAUUCCCAGCUGGCUGUCAGCUGCAAGGUUGAAGCUUCCCUCAGCACAGCCACUGUUCUGUAAAUCAAAGCACGUUGCUGGAAUUUAGGCUGUUGCUGGAAUUGCAUUGUUGGCACACCCAUUAACAGGAGUGUAAGCAGACAGUCACUCUUUCCCUCUCAUAUGCUAACCCCUCCCUCGGACAAAGAGGAAAGAAACAGGUCAUUCUCCACUGCCAAAGCCAAGGAUCUUCAUGGAUGCCAAGGCUGUGGGCUCCCAUUCACCUCUGUUCACAGAGAUCCCUCCUGCAUAUCCCAUUUUCCCUGUUGUUAAGAAAAAGAUACUUUUGUUUUCUUGUUGUUGAUGUCCUGUUAAUUGUACAUGUUAAUGUACAAUGGUGUUACUAUACAUAAUGCUCUUUAAUUUUCAUACUCAAACUGGUUUGAAUGUGAUUAAAACAACAGUCCAGAAGCCA
Messenger RNA from Taeniopygia guttata (zebra finch), 3070 nucleotides. The record is from RefSeq and is a predicted model, not a curated record. NCBI's taxonomy places the organism in Eukaryota, Metazoa, Chordata, Aves, Passeriformes, Estrildidae.